GUGCUCCGUGCAGCCCUGGCGCCCUCCAAGCCUGCAGCUUAGCUCCGCCCCUGCCUGCCAGCAGCGCCUCACCGUUGGCUGCGCCGCACGCCCGUCCCGGACACUCCCCCCUGCACGUGGCUCUAGGGGACCCAGGCCCUUGAAUGAGCCUUCCCCAGUGGGGGACCCUCCGCCUGGGUUGCUCUGCCUGCCUUUAACUACCCUACUUCGGUCCUGCUUACACUCGCUCUGCUUUGUCGUGCCCCGCUGUCACCUCUAAGCUGCCCUUCACUCCAGCGUGGGCAGGAAAGUUCUUUACAGGCUCUGCUUGUCCGACUUCCAACCUUACGGAGCUGGUCACCUGGCGCCUCCUGCAGCAGCUGCGGCUUCCAUACCCUGGCGCCCGAGCCCGGGGCCAUGUGGCUGAGUUUGCUCGGCCCCAGCGCAGCCUCGUGCCCGCCCACCAACUUCCAGUGCAGGAGUGAUGGCCGCUGUGUGCCCCUCACCUGGCGCUGCGACGUUGACCAGGACUGCCUCGAUGGCAGUGACGAGGAGGAGUGCAGUAUUGAGCCGUGUGCCCAGGACGGGCAGUGCACGCCACCCACUGGCAGCCCCUGCUCUUGUGACAGCAUCGAUGACUGCCCUGAUGGCAUCAACAAGAAUGUUCUCAACUGCGGGCACCAGCCCUGCCCGGAGGGGGAGCUGCGCUGCCCGCUGGGCGGUUCCUGUAUCCCACGCACGUGGCUCUGCGAUGGCCACCCGGACUGUUCCGACUCCAGCGAUGAGCUUGGCUGUGGAACCAAGACCCUCCAAGAAGGGCGUGCCACGUCCAUGGGGACCCCUGUGACCCUGGAGAGUGUCACUUAUCUCAGGAAUGCCACAGUCACCUCUGUCGGGGACCGGGACUCAGUUCAGUCUGGAAACCGAAGUGCCUACGGGAUCAUUGCAGCCGCUGUGGUGCUAAGUGUAGGUCUGGCCGCCGCCAUCCUCUUCGUGUUGUCACGGCUCUGUGCCCAGGGAUGCCUGUCCCCGCUGGGGCUGCUGGUGUCUGUGAAGGGGUCUCUGCAGUCAGAGAGGACGGCCUCAGUUCUCUGAGGGUGAUUUCUUGCUGCCACAUCACAUGGUCCCGAGUGUGGCAGGUAUGGGGACUCGCGCGGAGCUGCUGGCACACCAGCCCCCAGACCUGGGUUCUUCUGGCCACGCGGCGCCAAGUACCUGAGCUUCUGCAGAUGUGACCCUGGAGGCUGGGAGUGCCCAGACCCUCCCCUGGACUCGAGGAGCCUGGAUGGGGAACGUGCCACAGCCAGAACCGAGGGGCUGGCCCUAGGUCAUUCCCGGGGUGGCCCACCUGCUCAGAUACUACUGUUGCCCCCUCCUGAGGGUGGUGAUUAAAGUUACUUCACGUCCUC
This is a messenger RNA of Eubalaena glacialis (North Atlantic right whale), 1388 nucleotides long. It is a transcript of the gene CD320, whose product is annotated as CD320 molecule. Gene Ontology annotation, cellular component: plasma membrane. NCBI's taxonomy places the organism in Eukaryota, Metazoa, Chordata, Mammalia, Artiodactyla, Balaenidae. Gene Ontology annotation, biological process: cholesterol homeostasis; receptor-mediated endocytosis involved in cholesterol transport. The record is from RefSeq and is a predicted model, not a curated record. Gene Ontology annotation, molecular function: protein binding. The transcript is spliced from 5 exons. Bases 397 to 1074 code for a protein of 225 amino acids.